AGUGUGCCUGGGGGAGGAAGGGAGCGGGACACCGGGGACAUGGCACGGUGGCGGCUGCCUGCACGCAGCUGCGGGGCUGGGGCUCGAGCCAUGGUGCUGCAGGGUUUCCCUGAAUUUUCCUUCAGAUCAGUAAAAAAAAAAAUAAUAAAAAAAAUAGGAGCCGGGUGCUGGGGGAACGGGGGAUGUGGCGAUGCCGGCUCCUAGCCCUGGGGAGAUUGCCCGAGGUGAAACGUUCCUUGGGUUCCCAACCCGGCUGUGGAGCUGGGGCUUUGGGUUCGGUUUUAACAAUGGGAAUUGCCAGCGGGGCCAUACAGGUGCCUUCAGUGGGCAGCGGGAGCAAAACUCUGCAAACUUCGAACAAAUCGGGCAAAUAAGCCCUUGAUUCUGCCAGAUAACUUAGCCAAAGCAAUGAACUUCGAUUAAUUCCUGCCAGCAAUGCCGGUCCAUCGCCCGCUGACCCCAGCGAGCCUCCGUCCCCUUCCCCACCUCGUAAUUCUUAGGGUGCCAGUGGCUCUGGGCCACCAGGAGAGGUUCGUGCCUCGGGAGGAGAAAUCAGCACGCAGAUAUCUUUGGCAUGAAAAGAACCCCACCACGAGGGCGAUUUAUCGGUGUUUCCUGCCAGUCCUUUUCAUCUCCCUCUCUGCUGCGUCUUCCCAUUCCUUUCCCUGGUGCUCCCCAAGACGCAGCGAGGCUCCAGGGAGCAACGGGGGCUUUCCCCCAUCAUUCGCCCUCCAUUCCUGGGCUGAUCCUGCCCUUCGAUGGGCUCUGAGCUCCACAGGAGCAGCGUGUGCAGCUCUGCAAAACAGCAGCAAAGAGCAAAUGCCCCGGCCGUGGGCAUAAAUCAGGAGCUGAGCCACGAGGAGAAGGGAGCGCAGGGCCUCGGAGUUCAUUUCUGCUGCUAACCCUGCCCCGCGUGUGUAAUGUUUGCUCUGAAAAGCCCCAGCAGGGAGAUGGGUGAAAAACAUUCCCCCCGUCUCGGGACCUGGCAGAAAUCCUAGUCAAUCUGCAGAAGGAUGUUGUUGUCAGCGCUGCUUCUUCUGCUAGGGGAACGGCUGUCAACUGUUCCAGCCCCAAAACCUUUUCCUGGAAGAAAGUCCCGGGUUCGGAGCAGCGGUACCGGGAAUGGGGCCUCGCUGCCAAACGUGCUGGAAUGUGGCCGGGCAUCCGUCCUGGUGCAGGGCUGGGCUUUGAGAUUCUGCUCUCCCGCUGCUCCGCUCGCCAGGCAGGAGCAAAAAUGUGCAAGAAUGCGAAAAAUGUGAAAACGCCGGCGCUGGCCCCCAGAUUUGGAAACCUCGGGUUAAUGUGUAAUAAGGAGGCGAUCUCCUGGUGGUGGCCCCCAGAUGAUGCCAAGGACAGUGUGACAGUCAUCGGGACAUCCACGGCGGUUCUUUGUCCAGUUCGGGGAGCCGAGGACGUGUUCUGCUGCCAGCUCCACGAGUUAACGUUGCAGAGAAGGAGCCGCUCAUCAGACACAAACGUCGCCCCGACAGGAGCUGCUGCACAAACCGAGCGCGCUUCUGGAAGGAAAACUCACAAUUUGGUUUUGCGCUUAAUUAGAUAUUUACCGGGAAGCAAAGCAAGCUAAAAAUAGGGCAGCAGUGACUUCAAAGAGACUGCCUGACUUCGAAGAACGACACCUCCUGCCAGCGCUGGCUUUAGGAAUAUCAGCUGUGCCUGCAGGCGAGAUGGAGCAGGCGUUUCGGCCGGCCCUGUAGGCGAGGCAGCGAAGCAGCAGCCUGGCAAAGGAGGAGCGCCUGGAGAGGGGACAUCGGAAUCAGGGCAAGGGACAGCAGCGAGCGGGGUCACAUCACGCCGGGUGGCACCAUGGGGACCCCGUCCCUGUUGGCCGUGCUGCUGCUGGCCGUGCUGCUCCGUGCUCCCCCCGCGGCGCAGGGGCGGCCCAGCUUUAUGGUCAUCCUGGCGGAUGAUCUGGGCUGGGGGGACCUCGGGGCCAACUGGGCCCAGACGAAGGAGACGCCGAAUUUGGAUGAGCUGGCUGCCCAAGGGACCAGGUUCGUGGAUUUCCACUCGGCCGCCUCCACCUGCUCCCCAUCCCGCGCCUCGCUGCUCACGGGGCGCCUCGGGGCGCGCAACGGGGUGACCCACAACUUCGCCAUCACCUCGCUGGGCGGCCUGCCCCUCAACGAGACCACGCUGGCAGAGGUGCUGCAGGCAGCAGGGUACAGCACGGGGGCGAUAGGCAAAUGGCACCUGGGGCACCACGGCCGCCACCACCCCACGUCCCGCGGCUUCGACUAUUAUUUUGGGAUCCCCUACAGCAACGACAUGGGCUGCACGGACACCCCUGGCUACAACGUGCCGCCCUGCCCGCCCUGCCCGCGGCACGGCGCCGCCACCACCAGCCCCGGUGACAAGGAGUGCUACAGGGACGUGGCCCUUCCUCUCUUCGAGAACCUCACCAUCAUCCAGCAGCCCGUCAACCUCAGCAGCCUGACGGAGCGCUACGCGGAGGCGGCGGCGCGCUUCGUCCAGCGGGCAAGUGACAGCGGGCGCCCCUUCUUCCUCUACGUGGCUCUGGCCCACAUGCACGUGCCGCUGGAGGUGAGCGUGCCGCCGGGCAGCGACGUCUACGGAGCCGCCCUGCGCGAGAUGGACGCCUUGGUGGGGCGGCUGCGGCGCCUCGCCGGCCCCGACACGCUGCUGUGGUUCACAGGUGACAACGGCCCUUGGGCGCAGAAGUGUGAGCUGGCGGGAUGGCUGGGGCCCUUGGUGGGGGCCUGGCAGAGGACACGAGGUGGGAGCCCGGCCAAGCAGACGACGUGGGAAGGAGGCCACCGUGUCCCAGCGCUGGUUUAUUGGCCUGGCCGUGUCCCUGCUGCACGGAGCAGCCACGCCGUGCUGAGCACCCUGGACAUCUUCCCCACGCUGGUGGCCCUGGCUGGAGCGACGCUUCCCCCAAACCGGCGUUUUGACGGCUUGGAUGUGUCCCCGGUUCUCUUUGGGCAGUCGGAUGAGGGGCACGAGGUUCUGCUUCACCCCAACAGCGGGGCAGCUGGGAAGGACGGAGCGAUCGAGGCGCUGCGGCUGGCUCAGUACAAGGCGUUCUACACCACAGGAGGGGCGAAGGCUUGUGACGGAAGCGUUGGGCUAGAGGAGCACCACCAGCCACCCCUCAUUUUCAACCUGGAUCGCGAUAUCCAGGAACAGGAGCCUUUGGAUGUGGCAUCCGCAGAGUACCAGGCAGUGCUACCUGCAAUCAGCUGGGCUUACACCCGGGCUCUGGAGGAUAUUGCCACAGACAACGUCUCGGUUGCAGAUUACUCCCGAGAUCCAGCGGCGGUGCCGUGCUGCAGCGCACAGCACGUGGCUUGCCGAUGCCAAGCACCUCCCGCAGCCUCGCUGGACCAUGGCACGGAGAGAAGAGCAACGAGGCUUUGUCUUUAAGCAAAUAAUUGCCCGAGCUGCUCCUUUUCCCAUUCUGGUUUGGUGAAUUUGACUGUUGUUCCUACUGGCUCCGGGCUUGAGGUUGGCCAGAGGGCAGGGACAGAGGCUGCAGCUUGCUUUGCUCCGUGCCGUGGGGUGAUUUAGUCAUGGGUCAGGGGGAGCAGGUAGAGGGGUCCCCGUGGGUGCAGCUCUGCUCAGAGCAGGGCUGUGCCCCCGGCUGCAGGAUGCCCCUGCGGCUGGAGGAGCAGCUCACUGCAGUACCUGGUGGCUCUGCGUGCAAAAAGGCUUUUGGUAGGGCCCGGCGGCUGAGAAAAAGUCGUUUUUUUUCAUUAAAACUGAGCAGAGCAGGGCUCCAGGCAGAGAAACAGCUCCUGUGCAAUGCUGGGGGGUGGGAACAGCUCUUUUGGGGCAUGAGUGGGCACAGGCGCAGGCCUGGGGAGUUGUGGAGGCAACACAGAGGGCGCAGCUGAAACUCAGAAACCACCAGGAUUUCCCAGCAGCCGAGCGAGGGUUUUCUGAAACGCUUUUGGCCUCCAAUUUACGCACCCAAGAUCUUUCUUUGGACAAGCCGUAAGCGGCUUGUCUCAAUCGAAGCAAGGUGUUACACCAGCCGCAGGGAACUGGGAGUUGUAAUUACGGGCAGCGCUGCCCAAAUUAGAGGGGGCUGCCCAACCGGCUGCAAUUAGCCCUGGCCUGCAGCCUCCUGCCCUCCCGUCCUGGCACGGCCGCCAGCAGCAGGGCAGCGCGGCUUUGGCCAGGCUGGGGCCAGGCACAGCCGGAGCCUUUUCCCUCCCACCAGCGCCCCAAACCCACUCGCUGAAGCUUAAUCAAGACUGACAUCUUUAGGGCCCCACAAAGAACAGCAGGAGCAGGGGCAGCGAGCUGCCAGGGACAGACCGUGACUUUAUUUCUGUCUUUAAACGGAGCAAAUUGCAUCUUCUCUAAUAUCACUGCAAAAAUACUUUGCCUGGGUAAAAUAGGCUUAUCCUGUACAAAGACAUAAGUUCAAUAUCUCUCGCUGUAAGUACAUUUAUACACAUAAAACGGCAUAAAUUAGAAAAGGGAAAAAACGGGUAUAUAAAAUUCUGGUGACAUACAAAUCUGAUUAAAUUAGCAUUUACAAUGUG
Anas platyrhynchos (mallard) is the source of this 4532-nucleotide messenger RNA. It is a transcript of the gene ARSG, whose product is annotated as arylsulfatase G. The record is from RefSeq and is a predicted model, not a curated record. Gene Ontology annotation, molecular function: arylsulfatase activity. NCBI's taxonomy places the organism in Eukaryota, Metazoa, Chordata, Aves, Anseriformes, Anatidae.